Molecule: messenger RNA, 874 nt
Organism: Symbiodinium pilosum
Lineage: Eukaryota; Dinophyceae; Suessiales; Symbiodiniaceae
Source: the annotation of a GenBank genome assembly
AUGUCUCGUGCCAAGAACGACGCUAGCGCGAGGGACAUCCUGAAGGUGUUGAAGGCCAAUGGUUUGCAGCACUUGCCCAAGGCAGAGACGUACGCGCACCUGAACGUGGAGGACAUGAUCGAGAAGAACAAGGAGCUGUUGAUGGACAUCCUGAAGGAAACCCAGCGUCCAACUUGCAAGGUGUUGCAGGCCGGAUGCGUGUUGCACUUUCCGGACUGCACGAAGGACAUGUGCAAAGGCUGGUGCGACAAGCUAGUCCACUGCAUUAGCUACUGUCGGAGCAAGAGGUCGGCCAGCAGCGGCAAGAAGCUACCCGAGGCUGUGUUUGACAUUGUAAACUUCUUGAAAAGCGGAAAGAGGGCAAAUUUGUCGAUCAGAGAGGCCCCUCCUAAGCAGGAGGGCGCGCAGCUCGCUUGCCGCGAGUACUUCGACUCUGGACGUUUGUGUAUGGUGAAGGCUUACGCAGAUGGAACACUGGUGCAGGCAAGCAUGAGUGCUGGUCCCCAUGGCUUCAUGCGAGCGCAGUUUCCAGAUGAAGUGGGGGCAAGGGACACAGAAAUUCCAAACCUGCGUGCAGCAACGGCUGCGAUGAAGAAGCCGGCCAGCAGCGCGAAAAAACGCCCAGCAGCUGCAGACCCAUCCGAUUCGGAGCCUGCAGCUGCCUCCCAGCGGCUUGCAGUUGGCAAGCAGUCAGAGGCCCAGGCCCCCAUGCUCGUGGGUUCUGAAGAGGGGCAGGCGGAAGCAAUGACCUACUCGAUGAUGUUCUACGCGAAGACGAACAGGAUGGCCAUCCGCGAAAGGAGGGGCGAGAAGCGUCAGAUUUUUCAGUUUGGCACCGAUGGUGUUAGUCGAGAGAAGUUGGCGGAGAUAGCAG